Molecule: messenger RNA, 1624 nt
Organism: Equus caballus (horse)
Lineage: Eukaryota; Metazoa; Chordata; Mammalia; Perissodactyla; Equidae
Gene: PROK1
Product: prokineticin 1
Biological process (GO): endothelial cell proliferation
Source: RefSeq, a predicted model, not a curated record
CGUCCAUAGGCAGCCUGGAUCGGACCAUAUAAAUCUGAGAGGAGGGAGGGGGCCGGAGAGCCUGGUCUUCCCAGCUGAUGGCACCAAACUGAGCAGGAGGAAGCCAGUGGCAGUGGGGCCAGCAGUGUUUUGCCUUCACCCCAAAUGACCAUGAGAGGUGCCACACGAGUCUCACUCAUGCUCCUCCUGGUGACUGUGUCCGACUGUGCCGUGAUCACGGGGGCCUGCGAGCGGGACGUCCAGUGCGGGCCGGGCACCUGCUGCGCCGUCAGCCUGUGGCUGCGUGGGCUGCGGAUGUGCACGCCGCUGGGGCGGGAAGGAGACGACUGCCACCCCGGCAGCCACAAGAUCCCCUUCUUCAGAAAACGCCAGCACCACACCUGUCCCUGCCUGCCCAACCUGCUGUGCGCCAGGGGCCCGGACGGCAGGUACCGCUGCUCCACCGACUUGAAGGGCAUCAACUUUUAGGAGCUUGUCUGGUCUCAGGAUACCCGCUGACCUCUUCCUGAGCACAGCUUGGGGAAGCCUCUUAUGGACUUUUAUUUCUGCCACGUGGCCCAGCUUCCCCUCCCACCCCCGCCCCCCGCUGCCCUCUCCCUGCUCCUCACACUGCCCACCUCAGUCCCUCCUUCCUAGCGCACAUGUGCACGUGUGCAGACACAUACCACCGGUGACACGGUCCGCCAGGCCGGCCUGAAGCUGAAGGUGUCCAGCUGGUGGCUGUGGUCCUGGAGGUAGCCUGACUGGCCCUCUCCGCUGCCCAGGCCACCUGAGGGGUGGAAAGAACAGGAAGGGGAGUCUUUUCCCUGGUCCCUGCGUCGCCCACCCUCCCUCUCCUCAGAGGUGACCUGUCUUCCCCGGACCCCCCCGCUUCCCUGCAUGUGCUUCUCUGCCUGAACUGGACGUUCCGACACAGGUCCUGGCCGGAGCCUCGGCCCUUUUCGUGAGGCCCAUGAGGGUCAACCUGUGAGGUGCUCCUCUUCCUUGGCCGACUAGCUCCUUGUUUGUAGGCCCCAGGCCCCAGGUCAGACCUUCCCAGAGCACAGUGGACAGUGACCUGGGGGCAGGUGUGGGGAGCCAGGGAAGUCAGUGGGCCUCCAGCGCCCGGUCCUGACCAGCCUGUGGCUGCCCACCAGGUCGGAAUUGCAAUGGCCCCAAGGCCCCUCCUAACACUUUACCAGUUAACCUGGGAAGCCCCCGAUUCCCACAGCCUCCCCAUUAAAAUGCAAAUAGUGGCAGUCAAUCUAAUCAGUAUUGACAUUUUAGGAGGCAAUUAGGGAGUUACCUUAAACAGCUCCUUUCCCGGGAUCAGGCCCUGAGAGCAGAUCCUUGACUUUGAGGAGGACUGGCCUCUGCCCAGCUCCGGGAGGGGGUGCGAUUUCCAUCACAGGAAGGCAGCUACCACCCAGAGGUCACAGCCGGGCUGCACAGGCCCCACAGCCAGCCAGCGCCUUCCCAAGGGAGCAAGGGCUUCCUCAAGUUCACUAGUUUCUCUGGGGUUGUGUCACUGGCCUCCAUCCUUGUUCAAAACACUGGCCCAGCCCAUUCAGCACCUCACACCUGGACGCGGCCCGAGGCGCACCCGGGACCGCGUGGUGAGCCAGAAGCUGUGCACACCGACCUG